AUGACGGCAAAUAGACCAACUGGUAUGGGUUAUCAAACAAGUCUUCAUUUCAACAAAGUCGCAAAUGAAAUUAUUAAUUAUGCAAAUUCUUUAUAUGAAUAUGAAGCCUUGACUCCAGCAGAAGAUCGGCGACAUCAUUCUCACAGCAGAGUAAGAACUAGUGCUGAAAAGCAUCGAACCAAGGUUAAUGCUACACGACCACCUACAUCCUAUCCAGCACAUGUAUCGAGACCUCCAUCAUCAAGCAAUCGACGAAGUGUUUCACGUAGCUCUCGAUAA
Rotaria sp. Silwood2 is the source of this 279-nucleotide messenger RNA. Lineage: Eukaryota; Metazoa; Rotifera; Eurotatoria; Philodinida; Philodinidae. The record is from the annotation of a GenBank genome assembly.